UUCGUCCCAAAAAGGUUAAAUGAGCUGCCUCUGCGGCGCUAACCCGAUGCAGCUAGUCGCAGCCUCAGGCAACCGUCCUGCCUGAGGGCCUCAACACCCGCGGCGAGACUCCGCCGGAUCGAAGGUCCUCGCCCCCUCUCUCCAUGCAGCCACGCCCGUGAUUCCACCCUCCUCCUUAUCGCUUCAUGGAGUCUGCGGAAGUCUUCUAUUCCGCGCGCUUCUACGAUGGCACCUGGCUCUCUUCAACGGAAGUCCUUGGGGCUUGAUGUACCCCGCACGUCUGCUUUCGAAUCGCCGCCGCCGAUAGCGGCUCUGUUCGUGAUCCGCUUCGAUAUCAAAGCCGGUUAUGUCAUCUCCUGGAAACGAACGGUCCCCGGAGUCGAUGUCGAAGGCAUUGUCGAAUACAAGUCGCUUCCGUCCGGUCUACACAAUGUCUCGGAGGAUCUGAUAUACUUCGUCCACGAACAAUAUUCGGGCAUCAGUGCUUUCGUGAAUCAGCCCGCGGAGGAAGCCGAACGCAAUGCAAAGAUGUUCGCCAUCGGAGUGCUGGUUCCGCUCAGUUCUGGAAGACUGGGAAAGAGCUGGAGGCACGCCCCGAAGCUCAAGGAGCUGGCGCAAAACUAUGCGCAGAACAUGUCCGAGACACAACCCCUAUCGGAUUACUGGGCGACCUACGAAAUCCGCGAGAGCGACUCAUCAGGCCUGCCUCCCGACUCUCCCGUCGAAUCGCCCCUCAGCCUGCGGUUACGAGCUCACGGAGAGCGACCGGAUAAUCAACGUCGUAGUCGCGCAUUCAGCGAUGCAAUUGUGUUGGAAACGCCCAGGCCGGCCCUGACGCCUUUCCAUCCGGCCUCGUCGCUCCCUGAUUUCCUUGACUGUUUCGGUCCCCUUCUGUUUCCCUUAUAUAGAGCAGCAUUGUUGCGCAAGCGGGUACUUUUCAUGGCUGAAGUGCCGGUUCACGCCCCCUGCAAUUACGUAUAUGAUUUGUCUUUGUUGGCCUCGCUACCUAAUUCGCUCCUCCCACUGCUUCCAUCAGACAGAAUACCCGCUUUAAGGCCUCGUGCCCUCUUCAACGUUGGAAUUCAUGAUAUCCCAUACCUCUCGACAUUUGUGGGUGCAUCUCCCGACUCCAAACGGGACGCUGCGUGGAUCGCUUGCAGCACAGACACCGUUCUUACCAUGAAAUCCGAUCUAUACGAUAUCCUUGUCACCCUCCCCCCGACUCAUUCCAAAAAUGCCGCCGAAAAGGUGUAUCCGAAAAUCUCCGUCAUGCCUACCGCAACGGCACAGCACAAGUCCGCCCAGGCAGCCGAGCUCAAAGCCACACAGCGAGACGCACGACGCUUCACGACCCUCCGCAGGGGUCUCCAGCAUGUCGCACGGGACGAAGACACGCAAUCCGGAGAGGAAGACGACUCGGAUGCGGCAUCGACCUAUUCAUCCAGCCCUAUAGUCGAACCCCUUUCCUGGGCUCGCCUGGCGUACACCUCCUUUAUCUGGUGGGCGUCUGCCGGUGAGAAGCGUGACGGUCUGACCGAAGAGGAGGAAGAAGAGCAUCAACUCGAACAGGACACCCGUCUCCUCGCCAGCGUCGACAGCCUCCCCAGUCCACCCUCUGGCUCCUUAGGCCGUCGAUCCAUGCCCUCCGCGGAAUCAACCCAACAACCCCCCGAGAUCGCCUUAGUCGCCUACUUCCGCCGUCUAACCACCCAAAUCUUCAUCACCCUCUCCGACGUGAUCGCCCGCCACGACAGCCAGGACGCCGCCGACAACGGCGAACCCAACGACGACGACGAGAUCCCGUACGAAGAUGACCCCGAAAACGACCUCGAGCCGUCCGCCACCAUCGGCCGGCGGUCCACGCAGGAAGACGACACCCGACCGCUCCUGCGCGGCGACUCCGCCGCCGACGAAGACCCUGCCCGGGACACCGACAAACCCAUCAAAAUCACCACGGAGGACAUGACCGAGAUGGGCCUCGACGUGUGGAGCGCCGCGGAUCGCAUCUUCGUCCAGGAGCUGGUCCAUACGUGGUGGGGUCGCAAGUCCUACGUCGACAGCGCUCGCAUCAGAUGCUGUGGAAUCUCGAUUCUGUAAAUACCUCCUUUGUCAUCUAAGUCUGUGUACAGCAUACCUUCCUUAUCUUACCAGCAUGUGUUCUUUCUUCAUUUUCGGUCGUCAUUCUCAGGGGUUCCAUUUCAUAGAGGGUAGCUAGUUAGUUGCAUUUGCGAGGCCUUUCUCUAAUUCAAUCGGCGUUAUUUAUUCGGUAUGUGCAUCAAAAGUUACUCUAUCUAGUUGUGCAGGACAUGAAGUGAAU
Molecule: messenger RNA, 2317 nt
Organism: Aspergillus steynii IBT 23096
Lineage: Eukaryota; Fungi; Ascomycota; Eurotiomycetes; Eurotiales; Aspergillaceae
Exons: 6
Coding region: 226-2097 (623 amino acids)
Cellular component (GO): lipid droplet
Source: RefSeq, a predicted model, not a curated record